ACAUAGUUCCAUACACAAUCAAUACCACGAAGUCUUGCAAAGAUAUUUCAUCAAACGAUUCGAGGUCUCUUCUCAUAUAACUAUAACUAUCUAACUUAAUAUCACAUACUACACAUCACCAAACAUGUCUGGUUACUCUAACGUCGGCCAAAACUCCGUCUACGAGAACGGCGACCAGAGGAAUCUAAAGAACUCGGAAGUUCCAGGCCGUCCCCGAUAUGAAGAGGGCGUAAAAAACUCGCAUCAACCUAACGAUUCCAAGGACGAGCGAUCCAUUGCCAACCGCCUGGCUAAUGAAGAGCGCAAGUUAAACCGUGAAGAACCUCAAGACCCAGAGACCAAGGCCCACAAGCAAGACCCUACAUUACCUGCCAAGUUACAUGGUAACGAACCUUCGAAAGGCGCCAAGAUCGAUGCCGAUCUACAGGCAGAAGAGGAGGAAUAUUUAAAGCAGAAGGGGAAGAAAUAAGCCACGAUAUCACUUUUAUUGUAUUAUAGUCUUUGAAUACGUUCGGAGAUGCCCUAGCAAACUAAUAA
This is a messenger RNA of Daldinia caldariorum, 537 nucleotides long. RefSeq lists its product as uncharacterized. The transcript is spliced from 4 exons. The record is from RefSeq and is a predicted model, not a curated record. Lineage: Eukaryota; Fungi; Ascomycota; Sordariomycetes; Xylariales; Hypoxylaceae. Bases 125 to 469 code for a protein of 114 amino acids.